This is a messenger RNA of Diaporthe batatas, 1299 nucleotides long. RefSeq lists its product as uncharacterized. NCBI's taxonomy places the organism in Eukaryota, Fungi, Ascomycota, Sordariomycetes, Diaporthales, Diaporthaceae. The transcript is spliced from 2 exons. The coding region runs from base 1 to 1299 and encodes 432 amino acids. The record is from RefSeq and is a predicted model, not a curated record.
AUGGUGGGAUCUGGCUCAGGUCCUCCUCCAGAAGUGGAUCCCCGUUCUUCAGAUCUGAGAAUGCUUCUAAGCAUAGUACGAGCCACCAUUGACCGUGAGGUCACGGAAUUCAACGAGGCAGUUGAGGCAGGAGAGCCGGCGAACACUGGCCGAGAGAACAAGAACAAGAAAUCGAUCGGAGCAGGCGAGCACUCUGGCGUAGAAACCCACGACAACACCGAUACCGACGAAGGCGUGCUCUUCAAGAACUUCAAGCGCCUUCCCCCCGAGAUCCGAUCCAAGAUAUGGGUGGCUGCUGGUGAGGCUGCCAGGCCGUGUGGAAUCUAUCAUUUCAUGUUCAAGUCAGUGUCCAUGCGACCGGGAGCACAUCCUGGUUUGGGCGACACAGUUCUUGCAAGCCUAUCCAGUAUCCAGCCCAGCCCUGCGCUCUUCAGGACCAUUCAGCAGCUGCUUUGGUGGAAAGUCGGCGGCCAUCGGGUUCAGACUAUCACCCCCUCGGCGGCAGUCAUCAAAAUGACCCGUGGAAUCCGGGAUCUGCUGCGCAGCUGCUCAGAGGCCCGGGCCGAGCUCAUGCGAUGCCCGGAUUUCAGCUCAAGUUUCGACUUUUACUACUUGAAGGGCGGGAAGUGCAACGCGGGCACCAUUAGACCUUUCCUCUACGACACUGACUGGGUCAGCAUGGAUGGACUGAACCUCAAACACAAACGCUCCGUAUUUCGCACCGACCUAGGCACGCGUGACAUCAAACGUAUCCAGCACUUUGCGCUACCAUACGAUGGUUUCGACCGGCCCGAGCUCUUUCACCGUGGGGGUCUCAAUUCCGGUGGUCAAAAGUCUGCUCACAUCUUCCGCUGGCUCCAUGGUCUCAAGUCCGUCGGCCUCUACGCGCCCUCAGUCACCAUUAAGCGCGCAAGAAACUGGGAAAUGGCGAUCCGCCAGGGCGACAGGCUUUUUCUCAAAUGCUUUCCGGCCCCCGUGUCUAGUCGUGUCUCGGCUCCUUCGUGGAACAUGACAGAGCAUGGUGAGGCCAUGGAAAAACUCACGGAUCUCGUCUCGCUAAUGGGCCAGAUGUAUAUGCAAAAGACAGUUGAGCGUUGGCCCGCCAGCACCUGUGAUUUCGGUGCCUUGCAGUUCUGCUUCAUCAUCCACGCUGACAACAGGAAGGGGCUUGAUCUCAUGAAGUUCAAAGAGGAUGGCUCUCACCUUGAUGAUGUCGACUUGGAUGACCUCGGGAAGAUGGGGGACCGUCUGAAAUGGCUGCCGCAUGCGGCAGACUAUUUCAAGGCAGGGGGUCGAUGA